CGUUCCUAACCUUCAUCACACUGUGGACUGUUUGUUCUGUUGCAUUUGCAUGUGGUGCCAUUUUCCAUUUCCAGAACCUUUUUUUUUCCUGAAUUGUUUUCCUUUUCUAUCAUUUUCUCUUUCUCUCGAUCAUCACUCUCUCUGAAAAAUCAUGGUGGGUUUCUCUUUCUGAAGGAAUAUAAUUGCGGGAGCUUUCAAGCCCCCAUGCAAGAUCUCAAUCUGUCUUGCUGAUGGAAGUACUCCCAAGCAGUCUAUUCAUGUGAAAGUUGGACCUCUGUAUGAGUAUCUCAAUAAGAAGAUUUUCAUAAAGGAAGCUCCUUCUGGCCCUUUUCAUCACAAAGGGGUUUCGGAGUCAGAGUACCGUACGUACCCAGUUAAACAUUUUACUUAUCACUGUCAUAAAUGGUUCGCAACUGCAAUUGUGGAUGCAAUUGUCAAGAUUUUUGGGUAUCUGUAACCGCAUUGGGACCACAAUUGUGGCUGGAUCAGCUAUAUUUGUUUGCAAUUUUCCACAAUAUCAAGGAUUAUGGCUAAAUCACAACCACAACUUCAAUUUAAAACUUUGGACUCACGGAAUAUCUAAAUGGUUUCAAUAUCUGAAUCCAUGUGGGUUUCUAUGUUUGGUCCUAACUCCUAAUCUGACCCACAUAUGACAUGAAAUUAUAAGGUUCGCAUAAAGAAGGAAAAUGGCCAAAUGGUCAUGGUUCCUCUCUUUCAAAGUCAGGAGAAUAUAGUUGGGGAGGUUAUUAUUGAACCUUCAAAUGGGAAGAAGGUUGAACAUAAUGGUGUAAAAAUUGAGCUUCUUGGUCAAAUAGAGUUAUAUUUUGAUAGAGGCAACUUCUAUGACUUUAGUUCUCUUGUACGCGAACUUGAUGUUCCUGGCAACUUGUAUGAAAGGAAAACAUACCCGUUUGAAUUCUCUACUGUUGAAAUGCCGUAUGAAUCAUACAAUGGAAUCAAUGUUAGGCUUAGGUACAUUUUGAAAGUGACAAUUAGUCGAAAUUAUGUCAACAACAUUGUGGAAUACAUGGAUUUUGUUGUACGCAAUUAUGCUCCAGCUCCACCUAUUAAUAACAGCAUUAAGAUGGAAGUAGGAAUUGAAGAAUGCUUACACAUAGAGUUUGAAUACGGCAAGAGCAAGUAUCAUCUGAAGGAUGUCAUUGUUGGCAAAAUAUAUUUUCUUCUGGUGAGAAUCAAAAUAAAAACCAUGGAACUCGAAGUCAGGCGCCGAGAGUCAACUGGAUCUGGGACCAAUACAUAUGUUGAGACAGAGACCCUUUCAAAGUUUGAGUUGAUGGAUGGUGUUCCAGUCCGAGGAGAAUCAAUUCCUGUGAGAUUGUUCCUCAGUCCAUAUGAGUUGACCCCUACAUACCACAACAUCAAUAACAAGUUCAGUGUGAAGUAUUUUCUAAAUCUUGUUCUUGUGGAUGAAGAGGACAGACGGUACUUCAAGCAGCAAGAAAUCACAGUAUAUCGGCUAAGUGAAAACUCCUGAUUCUUAUGCCACCGGAUUAUUAGGAUUUCUUCUGUUUUUGUCACCACUUGUUCUGAGUGGAAAGUUUUCUAAUAAUUUUACUGUAGUUACUAGAAAGUGGGUAAUAGGGGUAUUAUUCUAUUCUAUUUAAAAAACUUCCUUCACGGGUAUGGAACAAACUAUUUCCUAAUUUUUAACAUUUUAACAUCCAACUUGACUUAUUUUACACUACAAAUGAAUUCCAUAAUACAUACCGUA
This is a messenger RNA of Glycine soja, 1732 nucleotides long. Its product is annotated as vacuolar protein sorting-associated protein 26A-like. Gene Ontology annotation, cellular component: retromer complex; endosome. The coding region runs from base 695 to 1495 and encodes 266 amino acids. Lineage: Eukaryota; Viridiplantae; Streptophyta; Magnoliopsida; Fabales; Fabaceae. The transcript is spliced from 12 exons. The record is from RefSeq and is a predicted model, not a curated record. Gene Ontology annotation, biological process: retrograde transport, endosome to Golgi; intracellular protein transport.